AUGGGCGGCGGAGACGGCAAAUUGUUCACCUUGGCAGAGGUUUCUCAGCACACCAGCAACAAGGAUUGCUGGAUCGUCAUCGACGGCAAGGUUUAUGAUGUCACCAAGUUCUUGGACGACCAUCCUGGUGGUGACGAGGUCAUCUUAACCUCUACAGGGAAAGACGCGACGGAUGAUUUUGAGGAUGUGGGACACAGCUCCACUGCAAAAGCCAUGCUUGAUGAGUACUACGUCGGUGAUAUUGACUCAGCCACUGUCCCAACCAAAACCAAGUUUGUUCCUCCUACUCCAAACCAGACUCAGUCUAACCAGAGCUCGGAUUUUUUCAUUAAGGUUCUUCAGUUCCUUGUUCCUCUCCUCAUCUUAGGCUUGGCUCUCGGUAUCCGUUCUUACACCAAGACUCCUUCUUCUUCUUGA
Eruca vesicaria subsp. sativa (arugula) is the source of this 417-nucleotide messenger RNA. Lineage: Eukaryota; Viridiplantae; Streptophyta; Magnoliopsida; Brassicales; Brassicaceae. The record is from the annotation of a GenBank genome assembly.